Molecule: messenger RNA, 911 nt
Organism: Tupaia belangeri chinensis (Chinese tree shrew)
Lineage: Eukaryota; Metazoa; Chordata; Mammalia; Scandentia; Tupaiidae
Product: N-alpha-acetyltransferase 11
Exons: 2
Coding region: 39-731 (230 amino acids)
Biological process (GO): N-terminal protein amino acid acetylation
Cellular component (GO): NatA complex
Molecular function (GO): protein N-terminal-serine acetyltransferase activity; protein-N-terminal-glutamate acetyltransferase activity
Source: RefSeq, a predicted model, not a curated record
GGUUCCGCCGUCGGACGAGCUCUCCGCCCACCGCCAGCAUGAACAUCCGCAAUGCUCGGCCGGAGGACCUGAUGAACAUGCAGCACUGCAACCUGCUCUGCCUUCCCGAGAACUACCAGAUGAAAUACUAUUUCUACCAUGGCCUUUCCUGGCCCCAGCUCUCCUACAUCGCCGAGGACGAGGACGGGAAGAUCGUGGGCUACGUCCUGGCCAAAAUGGAGGAGGAUCCCGAUGAUGUCCCGCAUGGCCAUAUCACCUCGCUGGCGGUGAAGCGUUCACACCGGCGUCUUGGCCUGGCUCAGAAGCUGAUGGACCAGGCCUCCCGGGCCAUGAUAGAGAACUUCAGUGCCAAAUAUGUGUCCCUGCAUGUCAGGAAGAGUAACCGGGCAGCCCUGCACCUCUAUUCUAACACCCUUAACUUUCAGGUUAGUGAGGUGGAACCCAAAUACUACGCAGACGGGGAAGAUGCCUAUGCUAUGAAGCGGGAUCUCUCAGAGAUGGCAGAUGAGCUGAGACGGAAGUUGGAGCUGAAGGAUCAGGGCAGGUAUGAGGUGUUGGGCUCCAGGGAGAACCAGGAGACCCCAGGCAGCAGACUCCCUGGUUCCAAAGACGUAUGUCAGCGGGAGAAUCCGGCUGUGGAUGAUAGUGGCAGUGACAGCAAGGAGCCCAGUGAAUCCAUGGAGAGCACCGAUGUCCAGGACUGCUCUGAAGACUCGGAUUCCACUUCAUAGAGCCUGCUUGAGGUCUUCGUGUGUCAGGCACAUCUAUCCUCUGAGUCCUGGCUUAGCCUGUCUGUUCUGAAGCAUUUGCUCCGGGGUCAUUGCAGUGACCUGAAUGUCUCCUCACAACUCUCAACAACCUUCCACAUACCCAACUGAGAUCAUGAAGGAAUACCUGGACACAAGAGCCUG